Camarhynchus parvulus is the source of this 5588-nucleotide messenger RNA. RefSeq names its product PTPRF interacting protein alpha 2 (gene PPFIA2). NCBI's taxonomy places the organism in Eukaryota, Metazoa, Chordata, Aves, Passeriformes, Thraupidae. The record is from RefSeq and is a predicted model, not a curated record. Gene Ontology annotation, cellular component: presynaptic active zone. Gene Ontology annotation, molecular function: protein binding. Gene Ontology annotation, biological process: synapse organization.
GCUGGAGCUUUAAGAGCCGCUCCCCCCCUUCCUCCUCCCGACAAUGGUCUGAACCGAGCUCUGCUUCCCAAAGCAAAAUUUGUAAUAUGCCAUUUUUCCCAUGGAUGCUUCUCCUCUUGGCUGCUGACGAAGUGACCGAAGAAAAUGUUGAGGUGCCAAGCAGCGAGACUUGCCGGAGGACGGGUGCGGGGGCUUGGGGUUCCUCGGAGCAACGCCUGUGUCACCAUUUCUAGGAAGAUGGUCCAGGAGUGCUCGGCUGUGUGAGUCCCCGCUCGAAGCCGGUGGAGACUGCGGUUGUUAUUGAUCAAGUGAAAUAGCAGACGCCGAAAUAAAAGAUACUAGAAAUGAUGUGUGAAGUGAUGCCAACGAUAAACGAGGACACCCCGAUGAGUCAACGGGGGUCCCAAAGCAGUGGCUCGGACUCGGAUUCUCAUUUUGAGCAGCUGAUGGUGAACAUGCUGGAUGAAAGGGACCGUCUCCUGGAUACCCUUCGGGAGACACAGGAAAGCUUGUCACUUGCGCAGCAACGCCUACAGGAUGUCAUCUACGACAGAGAUUCCCUCCAGCGACAGCUGAACUCAGCACUGCCUCAGAUGACGGUUGCUGCUGGUACGAGCAUUGAGAAUAACAUUCAAAGGACCAUAUCCUGCCCUAAUGAAUUUGCUGCACUGACUAAAGAAUUAAAUGCAUGCAGGGAACAGCUGCUUGAAAAAGAGGAAGAGAUUUCAGAACUAAAGGCUGAAAGAAACAACACAAGACUGUUACUGGAGCAUUUGGAGUGCCUUGUCUCGAGACACGAAAGAUCCCUGAGGAUGACAGUGGUGAAACGGCAAGCACAGUCUCCCUCAGGAGUUUCCAGUGAAGUUGAGGUCCUCAAAGCCCUGAAAUCUCUGUUUGAGCACCACAAGGCUUUGGAUGAAAAGGUAAGGGAACGACUGAGGGUUUCUUUAGAAAGAGUCUCUGCACUGGAAGAAGAACUAGCUGCUGCUAACCAGGAGAUUGUAGCUUUGCGUGAACAAAAUGCACACAUUCAAAGGAAAAUGGCAGCUGGGGAAGGGUCUGCUGAAUCAGAGCAUAUUGAAGGAAUGGAGCCAGGGCAAAAGGUUCAUGAAAAGCGCCUAUCCAAUGGCUCAAUAGACUCAAAUGAUGAAGCCAGUCAAGUUAUUGAGCUUCAGGAGCUGUUGGAAAAGCAAAACUAUGAAAUGGCACAGAUGAAGGAACGUUUGGCUGCACUGUCUUCUCGGGUGGGAGAGGUAGAGCAGGAAGCAGAGACAACAAGAAAGGAGCUCAUUAAAACAGAGGAAAUGAACAGUAAAUAUCAGAGAGACAUUAGAGAGGCAAUGGCACAAAAGGAGGAUAUGGAAGAAAGAAUAACUACACUGGAGAAGCGCUACCUCAGUGCUCAGAGAGAAUCCACCUCCAUACACGACAUGAACGACAAGCUGGAAAACGAGCUGGCCAACAAGGAAGCCAUCCUGCGCCAGUUGGAAGACAAAAACAGGCAGCUGCAAGAGCGUCUCGAGCUGGCUGAGCAGAAGCUGCAGCAGACGAUGAGGAAAGCUGAAACCUUACCUGAAGUGGAGGCUGAACUGGCUCAGAGAAUUGCAGCUUUGACUAAGGCAGAAGAAAGGCAUGGAAACAUUGAGGAACGUAUGAGACACUUAGAAGCUCAACUUGAAGAGAAGAAUCAGGAACUUCAAAGAGCAAGGCAAAGAGAAAAAAUGAAUGAGGAGCACAACAAAAGAUUAUCGGAUACUGUAGACAGACUUUUGACAGAAUCCAAUGAGCGUCUGCAACUACACUUGAAAGAGAGAAUGGCAGCACUGGAAGAAAAGAAUGUUUUGAUUCAAGAAUCUGAAAGUUUCAGGAAAAAUCUGGAAGAGUCCUUACAUGAUAAGGAGAGACUCGCCGAAGAAAUUGAGAAACUGAGGUCUGAACUGGAUCAAAUGAAGCUGAGGGCUGGUUCUUUAAUUGAACCCACCUUGUCAAGACCUCAUCUGGACACAUCAACAGAGCUGAGGUACUCAGUGGGCUCACUGGUUGAUAGCCAGUCUGACUAUCGGUCAACUAAAGUGAUAAGGCGACCUAGAAGAGGCCGGAUGGGAGUACGCAGAGAUGAACCAAAGGUAAAAUCGCUUGGUGAUCACGAGUGGAACAGGACGCAGCAGAUCGGUGUCCUGAGCAGCCAUCCGUUCGAAAGCGACACCGAGAUGUCGGACAUCGAUGAUGAUGACAGAGAAACGCUGUUCAGCUCCAUGGACCUGCUGUCACCAAGUGGCCAUUCUGAUGCCCAGACCCUGGCCAUGAUGCUCCAGGAGCAGCUAGAUGCAAUCAAUAAAGAAAUCAGGUUAAUCCAAGAAGAGAAAGAGUCGACAGAAUUGCGUGCUGAAGAGAUAGAGAACAGAGUGGCCAGUGUGAGUCUGGAAGGCUUAAACCUAGCCAGAGUCCACCAAGGGACCUCCAUUACUGGCUCAGUGACAGCAUCGUCCCUUGCAAGCUCAUCUCCUCCCAGCGGACACUCAACUCCCAAACUCACCCCUCGCAGUCCAGCCAGGGAAAUGGACAGAAUGGGUGUUAUGACACUGCCAAGUGACCUAAGGAAGCAUCGGAGAAAGAUUGCAGUAGUUGAAGAAGAUGGGCGUGAAGAUAAAGCCACAAUCAAAUGUGAAACUUCUCCUCCUCCAACACCCAGAGCCAUCAGGAUGACUCAUACCCUUCCUUCUUCGUACCACAACGAUGCCAGAAGUAGUUUGCCUGCUUCGCUGGAGCCAGAAAGCAUUGGUCUUGGCAGUGUCAGCAGCAGCCAGGACUCCCUGCACAAAGCUCCUAAGAAGAAAGGAAUCAAGUCUUCAAUAGGACGAUUGUUUGGUAAAAAAGAGAAGGCUCGACUUGGACAGCUCAGAGGUUACAUGGAAACAGAGGCAGCAGCUCAGGAAUCUCUGGGAUUAGGCAAACUUGGAACACAAGCAGAAAAGGACAGAAGACUAAAGAAAAAACAUGAACUUCUGGAAGAGGCUCGGAGGAAAGGUUUGCCUUUUGCACAGUGGGAUGGACCGACAGUGGUUGCCUGGCUGGAGCUCUGGCUAGGGAUGCCAGCCUGGUACGUCGCUGCCUGCCGUGCCAACGUGAAGAGCGGAGCUAUCAUGUCUGCUUUGUCCGACACUGAGAUUCAGAGAGAAAUUGGAAUCAGCAAUCCUCUCCAUCGCCUAAAACUCCGAUUAGCAAUCCAGGAGAUGGUAUCAUUGACAAGUCCAUCAGCACCUCCAACGUCCAGAACACCCUCAGGCAAUGUCUGGGUGACCCAUGAAGAAAUGGAAAAUCUUGCUGCUCCAGCUAAAACGAAAGAGUCUGAAGAAGGCAGUUGGGCUCAGACCCUGGCUUAUGGUGACAUGAACCAUGAAUGGAUAGGUAACGAAUGGCUGCCCAGCCUGGGUUUACCUCAGUACCGGAGUUAUUUCAUGGAAUGCCUGGUGGAUGCGAGGAUGUUAGACCACCUGACAAAGAAAGAUCUGCGUGUGCACCUCAAAAUGGUGGAUAGUUUCCAUCGAACAAGCUUGCAAUAUGGAAUCAUGUGUUUAAAGAGGUUGAAUUAUGAUAGAAAAGAACUGGAAAAGCGAAGAGAAAUGAGUCAGCAUGAAAUAAAAGAUGUGCUGGUAUGGAGCAAUGAUCGAGUCAUACGCUGGAUACAAGCCAUUGGUCUCCGAGAAUAUGCAAAUAAUAUUCUAGAAAGUGGUGUACAUGGUUCACUUAUAGCACUGGAUGAAAAUUUUGACUACAGCAGUUUAGCUUUAUUAUUACAAAUUCCAACACAAAACACACAGGCACGGCAGAUCCUUGAGAGAGAAUACAACAACCUUUUAGCACUAGGAACUGAAAGACGACUUGAGGAAAGCGAUGACAAGAACUUCAGGCGCGGCCCCUCCUGGCGACGGCAGUUCCCGCCACGCGAGGUCCAUGGGAUCAGCAUGAUGCCAGGCGCGUCAGAAACGCUGCCCGCAGGAUUCCGGCUCACCACCACAUCCGGCCAGUCGCGGAAGAUGGCCAGUGAUGUUGCUUCAUCACGACUGCAGAGGUUAGACAGCUCAACAGUUCGCACAUACUCAUGCUGACAAGGCCUAGCAAAGAAGCCAGCACUGAAUUGUUAUGUCAUCUCUUUCUUCUACUUUACCUGAAGUGCACUACCACUACUUAGGAAAAGAGCAUUAAAACUCUGUGCAAGAACAGGUUAAUAGAGAAGAGAACACAUAAUGUUUAUCAUACAAACAGAUAUGAUGUUCCUUUCAUGUACUGGUUAGUUUAAAACAUGAAUAAAAAAUACCUAAAUUACUAAAGAAAACAAAACAAAACAAUCUCCCCCUUUUCUCUCAGCAUCUCUGUCAUCAAAAAUUUGACAGUAGUGCACAUCCAAAGCUUUUAUCAAAUGAAGCCACUCAUCUUUACAUUGUUACAUCUGUUUUAUUGUAAAAUACUAGACAUUUACGUAUUUACUGUGUAUGUAUUUCUUUUAAAAUGUGUAAGUCUUAUGUAAAUGGAUAUAAAUAUGAUUUUUUAAAAAUGAAAUCUAUGGUACAUGGGGUCUCAGUGCAAACAUUUGACAAUACAGUGUCAAUAAUACCGUUUGUAUCUUUCCAUUCCACCAUUUUUACAGUUUUUGGAUUGUAACAGUCAAAUUGAUAUGUUUAGCAGAGUUAGAAGCUUCAACAUGUUCCUACUGAGAAAAAUCUGUCAAUAUUUAAAGCUGAACACCUGCCUCUGAUGAUGUAUAAUAGAAUGACACAACCUGGAACUGAAGCCAAAAUGGACCUCUAAAGACAAAAUGGACAUGUUAGAUACCUACAGAGAAGCACCGUGAUGGCUCACCUCUUAAAAACAAACACAUAAAUCCAGAAGAACUGUUUAUAAAAAAAUAAAAAGCAAUUUAAUAAAACAUGAUUUGUACAAAAAACCCAAAAACUUUCUUCUAUAUUACCUGCGGACCAAGAAGAAUCUUGCUUUACCAAGAGCCACCUUUUCGUUCCAGGAUCUUCAAACACCAGCCAGCAUUGGAAAAAUAAAUCUAGUAUUUGCAUAGAAUCAGAUUCUUCUUUCCAGAUAUAUUCAGCAAAGAAAAAGAAAGAAAAAAGAAGCCAACCCCCACCAUUUCUUCAUUCUAACAGGGCAUUAGACAGGCUCCUGUCUAAUGUUAUGCUUUUAGCCAAGAUGGCCUUGCUGAGACUUCACAAAAGUCAGUUUUAUCAGAGGAAAUAACUGAAAGACAGAGUGAUUAAUAUUUAGUGUAUAAAAGUUUAGAAGAGCAACUAUUACCUGCUGUGGCUUUAUUUGGUGGUGUUAUUGUUGUUUAUUCUUUGUUUAAAUGGGAAGUUUCAAAGUAAGACCUACUUAAUAGUCAUUUACCUAUUUGCUAUUUUUCAGCUGCUUGAUCUUAGCUCAAGACCUGUCUUUUAGUUAUUUCUUUUAGCAGUUUGAUCUGCAAUGUUUGCACGUACAUUAACAUUUGUUUUGUCUAUUUUUAUUUGGCAAACUUCGGUCAAUCAGAUGGUGAAAGAUUUUUCUCCCCCAAUGUCAAUAAAAAAGAGAAUUCAGUGCUA